GUAAACGUGGUGCCUGCGGGGCCGGGCGGCCCUGCCGCCUCUAUCCCCGCACCCGAGGCCGGAGCAGCGCGGCGGCUCUCUUGUUUGCUUCUGCUUUUUAAAACCACAAAAUGUCUGAAGUUAAGCCAAGGAAAAAAGGUAUUUCUUCAUCCAAGACCAGUGAAGAUUCACAGAAGGCUGAAAAGCACAGUAAUUAUGGGAAGCUGGCAGGUCCCAGGACCAGCAAUAAUCACAGUUCCUUUUGCAUGGACUCAAGGACAAGUUUGAGUAUCAUUUCCCUUGCUAUUUGCCUGGUGGUGAGCUGGUUUCUAUUUCAGCAGUCAGGUCAAUUUGCUGAUCUGGAAAGGAAGUACAAUUUUUUACAUCAAGAAGCUGGAAAAAUCCUGGAUGUGGGAAAUAAAGUAAACUUAAUUUCUGAAAAGCUUGAGUCUUCUGAAAGUGUCCUGCAAGAAGCUGCCUCAUCUAUCUCUGUGAUGACUAAGUUUGGGCAGGAAAUAUCUUCUCUUCAUAACAUCAUAAAUGAUAUUCAGAACAAUGAACAGACUCUCUCUCUAAAGAUGCAGAGCAUUAAUGAGAAGUUCCAAAAUGUUACAAAUUCCUGGAGAAGAAGCCUGGAUGAAAUGAACACAAAUGCUAGUGGUUUAAAAUCUGAAGCAAAGUUCAUACAUACAGAAGUUACUUCCAAAAUUAAUGAAGUUGACCAAAGAAUUAAAUCCCUUUCAGAAAGAGUAAGAGAUUUGGAAGACAGUACAGCCAGAAAUAUCAGAACACUGAAAAAGCAAGAAGAUGAUGAAUUCUCUAGAGUUGAACAGAAGUUGAACUUGGAUGCAAAGUCAGUUGAAAAGCUAGAAGAAGAACAGAAUAGUCUGGUAGCCAAGGACACAGACCUGAAUAAGAAACUUGCAAACUAUGAACCUAAAAUUGAGGAGUGCAAGACCCACUUGCCAAAAAUUGAAAAUGCUAUUCACUCUAUUCUUAGGUUGUCCAGUGACUUGCUUAGUAUGGAGAAAAAGAUAGAGGACUUGAAGACACAGCUGUACACUGUGGAAAAUGACAUGUUGAAAACUGUUUCUGAUACAGUGGUGAUGCAGAAGGCUCUUGAAGGCCUUCAGUCCAAUGGCAGCUUGUUCAAAGUGCAGCAUGAACUAGCUGUUCUAGAAACAGGGGCUGACACGGCAGUAUCUUCAAAAGCAAAAGAAGUAACUUUAGAAAGCUCUAACUUAGAAAAUGACCAGAGUGGGGAUAAGUGAAUUUGGACUUAGUUUUUCAUUGAUGAAAAAGCACUUUUUUAUAAAUAAUGUGAUUUAAACAUCAAGGAUAGCUAAGCUAUUGUCAUUGAUCUAAAGAGACAUUGGAACUGCCUGAAAGGUUGAGAAAGAGGCUGGAGGACAAGAGAUUUUCUUAAAUUAAAUAUUCUUUUCAGCUUAUUUAUUAAAAUCUCUCUUUUAUUAAAAAUAAUUUUAAACAAAGUAUUUAUCUUUGAGGGGGGAAGUUCAUAUUUUUAGUUUGUAUUUAGUUUUCACUAUUUAGUUUCUUUUGUUGUUACUUUGUGUAUUAUUUUCCAUAGACUUGUAACACAGUGAACAAUUAAUCACUUAUUUCUCAGCAGAGGUAGCUGUAACUUGCUUUUAAUAUAUUGUACACCAUAAUGGUUUCAUGCUGCAGGAAAUUUUUAAGUACACUUACUGGUUAUAUUUUUAUAACUGGGUACACUUUUAACAGCAGAAGCUUAGAUACAACACCCUUAGAGAAAACACUAGUAAAGUACCCCCUGCAGAGAACCUUUUCUUGUUCUGAUAUCUAUAAGCAGCUAGUAUUUACAUAGCAGCUGGUUUGAUUUCAUGGUUUUUUGGUGUGUUGUUGGUUUUGUUUUUUUUGGGGGGUGUUUUGUUGCUUUAGAAACAAAUUUUAACCCUUUCUUCUGUAGGAUGUUCUUUGUUAGGCAUUACAUGGUACAUCUUGUAUUGCUUUGUAUUUGAAAAGAAAAAAACAGUUAACAGUGUUUAACAGUUUUAAUUGACGUUGUUUCCCAAAGUUUCUGCAAAAGUAAUUAAUAAAAUCAGUGGAGUUAUGUGCUUGGGAGAAGGGAAUAGCCAGUUUAUCCAUAGACCUACUUACACAUGAUGUAGUACUAUUUAAUAGGCCUGACAGCUGGUCAUUGAAAUUUGGAUGUCAGGGAAAACAUAAAUUGUCUGCAGACUUAUUGUCUUGAUAAUUCUGUAUUUCUCAGAAAAGAAGAUUGCUUAGUAAAAACAUUAAGAACACACAUUUAUGGCCUAAUCAGAUCUACUUGAAAUUAUUCUGGCUUUGUAUAUUCAUUUCUCAAGAACUCCACUGAAACCUUCACUAAACAG
This is a messenger RNA of Oenanthe melanoleuca, 2354 nucleotides long. RefSeq names its product IKBKB interacting protein (gene IKBIP). The transcript is spliced from 4 exons. The record is from RefSeq and is a predicted model, not a curated record. Bases 111 to 1250 code for a protein of 379 amino acids. NCBI's taxonomy places the organism in Eukaryota, Metazoa, Chordata, Aves, Passeriformes, Muscicapidae.